CCCCUCAUUUUCCCCUUUCUCUCUCACACACUCACGCACUUCUUACUUUCUCUCUCUUAAAAGCGAAAAAGCUCAUCCCCCAUUUCUCUCGCCCGACUCAAAAACCCUAGAAUUUGCCCAAUUUUGAACGAUCGAUUUUCAGCUCCAUUUUUCACUCGCGCAAGAUUCACGACAUUUUGAGGCUGGAAAAUUGAUUGCGGAUUGAUGCUUGGGUUUGGACAACAGUCAUGAAGCUUUAUUUUUUAUUUUGAUGAAUUAUUUGCUGCAACAUAAGCAGAGUAAUAGAGAAGUAUUCUUGAAACUCUUGUUAGAUCAUUAUUUUGUUGAUUUAUGCCGAGCACACUAAGUGCGAGGAUUUUGGGUUCUAAUCAUCUAUGCCUGGCAACGAAGUUGGAGAUAGAGUUCACAAUUUUUUUGCACAAGAUAAUUUGCCCCAGGGACAGAAUCAUACACAAGCUCUGGAUGGGAAUUGGUCUGUCUUAAGUAGUAAUUUGUGGCCUGGAAGCCAGAGACAAGUUGGUCUAAUAAGUACCACCACAAAAAACUACAAUCUACAGCAAUCAGGUAGUAGUGAUAGAGGACAGGUUGGUAACCCAUUCCAUGGAUCACAUGGCUUGACCUUUGCUCUAUCAUCUCCAAGGCCUGAAUUUGGUAAGAGUCAGACGCAAAGCCAUCAACCAAAUUUCAAUGUCAUGUAUGGCAAUCAGUUCUACCAGACGAGGCAAGAUGAAACAAAUUUUCUGUCAAUGGAUACAAGUUCCGAUCAGCGUAAUCUAACCUCGAGAACUAUAGGAUCACAACAAGUUAGUGCUCCUGAAAAUCAAGGAAAAUCUUCAGUUAGGUCCGAUACGUCUGGACCCCCUGUAGGUUUUGACUUUUUUGGUGGUCAACAGCAGAUGAACCAUCAGCAAUUAAGUAUGCUGCAGUCUUUGCAGCAUCAGUCGCCUGGGCCAAAUGAUAUCCAAGUGCAGCAAUUUAUGCUCAUGAGGAUGCAGGAGCUUCAAAGGCAGCAGCAACUUCAGCAAAUGGAUGCAAGGCAGCAGGGUCUACUUAAUCAGAUGCCUCCCUUUGCCAAACAGUCAUCUGGUAGCCAACCCACUCCUCUGAUUAGCAGUGCUGUCAACUCUGAUGCAUUGGGUUACCAUUGGGCAAGUGAGUUUGGUAAUGCAAACUGGGUGCAGCAGCAUCCACCAGCUAUGCAAGGAUCCUCAAAUGGACUUGUUUUUUCACCCAAUCAAGGUCAGACACAGCGAAUGGUAGAUUUAGUUCCUCAACAGGUUGAACAAUCUCUUUAUGGAGUUCCUAUAUCUAGCUCCAGAGGCAGUCUAAAUCAAUAUCCUCAGAUGGUGACAGAAAAACCUUCAGCUCAGCAACAAGUAAGCUUUGGUAACUCUCUUCCUGGUAACCAGUAUACAGCAUUUCCUGGUCAAGUUAGUAUGCACGAUAGGAAUUCAAUUGCUAGGCAGAGAUUUCAAGCUGAAAAUUCUUUUGGACAUGGUUCUGGUCAAGCUUUAGGUAGUGGAAUAGAUAUGGAGAAUGUCCACCAAGCGAACUCCAUGCAGAGAAAUGAACAGACAGGGGAAUUCCGUCGGAGGCAGGAACAACUGGUUCCACCUGAGACCUUGCAGGGAAAAACAGAGAGACAAGAUAUUGCUUCAAGGGAUGAUGUUACCUUAGAUCCUACAGAAGAGCGGAUUUUGUAUGGUUCAGAUGAUAUCUGGGCUGCCUUUGGAAAGGGCCCUAACAUGGGGGCAGAGGGCUCUAAUCCGUUCGAUGGUGCAGGAUUGAGUGGAUUUUCUUCCAUUCAAAGUGGCACUUGGAGUGCUCUUAUGCAGUCUGCUGUUGCAGAAACUUCUGGUAGUGACACUGGGUUACAAGAAGAAUGGAGUGGUUUAACGUUUCAAAAUAAUGAUAUUCCUUCAGGGAAUCAGCAUGUACUGUCAUGUGAUGAUGGUAGGAAGCUGCAGACACCUUUGGCCAAUGACCAUUUGCCCAUGGCAUCAUCUUUUGCUUCAGGAACCGCUCCUCCAUCAGGUGACUCAAACAUGGUGAAAAACUAUCAGAAUGCCCUGGGAUUCCAGCAAUUUGAACGCAAAUUUUCAUAUGAAACUGCUCAAAGACUGCAGGCAAAUCCUUCUCAAGGACUUGAUCAAUCCUCUGCAGAUGGUGGAAGGUGGUCAAAUGGUAUUCCAGUUCUGAAGUCUGGUGCUGAAGGGAGUCAAUUGCAUGGAAAUUUAUCUCAUUCUCUUGAUGCUGAGAGCAGUGCAUCUAGACAACUGUUAAAUAAACCAAACGGCUGGAAUGUUUUUGGGUCCAUAACACCCUAUGAAGAUGCGGGAGUAACUGUUCAAGGGACUGAAAACUCAUUGCAACAUUCUCAAAGCAAUGAUCAUAAGCAAACUAUGCAUAGGGAAGUGGUUGAUGGUGGAGCCCUGUUUAACUCUCAUUCUGGUCGUGAUGCAGCAUCUGAAAUGGAGCAGGUAAAAUCUGCCUUGAGAAGUUCCCAAUUGAAUAAAGAGGGCUUUCGAUCAAAUAAUGCUGCUGCAUUAUCGGAUUCAAGUACCAUAAGGGCUGGUGAGGGAAGUAGUCAGUUUCUUCCAAACAGUUAUCAUCUCAAUUCUUGGAAAAAUGCUGAUCCAUUGGUUAAUUAUAAAGCUGGUGAAGUUCUAGGAGGUUCACAGCAUGGGAAUAAGAUUUGCUCUAGUAAGGAGGAAGGUAGAGGGCAUGAUAUGGAGAAUAGUGAUAAACAGGAGAACUCUAACGACAGCUACCGCUCUAAUAUGUCCCACCAUACUUCCGCUGGUGGUCAAAAGGAAAAUGCUGCUGCAGAUGCUAUUGAUUCAAGGACUUUGUCUGCUGGCAAUCAAAAGUCAUCCAAUCAAAUGGCUAGGAAAAAUCUGACUUCUCGGAAGUUUCAAUUUCAUCCCAUGGGAAACUUGGAUGAUGAUGUUGAACUUCCUUGUGGAUCAAAAAAGCCAAUCCAUUCACAGCCGGCGUCUCAUUUUGGGCAGUCAAAGUUAUUCAGUCAGGUGCCGAAAAAUUCAGUUGACACAGAAAAGGGGCAAUCAGCUGAUAUGCAAAGGAACAACAAAGGAUUUGAUGAGGUGCACUCCCCAGGCAACUUCCCCGGUUCAGUUCCCAAUAUAUCUUCUCCAUUCAACAGAUCUUUGGAUUUAGGCACACAAGACAAGACUUCUCAAUCGAGUCGAAACAUGCUAGAGCUACUUCACAAGGUUGAUCAGUCAAGGGAGCAUGCUGCUAUGAUGCAUGCCAUUGCUUCUGAGCCCAAUGCAGCGUCUGAGACAGCUCAAGCAGAAAACUCUGAUGGGUCUGUUAGUCGGCUUCAACGGAGCCAGUCUUCCAACUCUCAGGGCUUUGGUUUACAACUUGGUCCUCCAAUGCAACGGCUGCCAAUACCAAGCCAGUCCUUGUCCUCUCAAAACUCCCUGCAGGGCGUAAGCUCCUUGCUUCUAACCACCCAUGCUGCAUCUGAAAUUGGACAGAAGGGUCAAGCACCGUUGGUUCCCUCAUCUUUUGUUCAGUCUAUGCCUUCUUCCAGUGAAAGAUCGCUUGGAGAGAAUAAUAGAGCUGGAGUACCUGGUCAGACGGGCAGUCAAAGCUCCCCAUAUAACAUGACUGGAAACUUCUCUUCACCGUUUAAUUCUGGUUUUCCUCAUUCAAGAGGUCAGCUACAAAUUCAAGAGAUUGCUUGGGCUAGUGGACAGUUGUCAAGAUCUAGUCAAUCUCUGGAGACCUCUUUUCCUAAUGAGGCUGCGAGCAUUCCUCAAGGUAAUUUUGUUUUAUCAGGUACCAAGCAAAUCAGUACAAACAUUCUGCCUGGAAAAAUUCUAGCCACACAAGUUUCAGCUGGCAAGCCUGUACUUGUUUCUCAGCCUUCAACUGUGUCUAAUACUUCUCUGCAAGGCACCUCCUCUAAAGCAUUGCCAAAUAUGUGGAGCAAUGUCACUGCAGCACAACAUUUAUUGGGUGCUCAGUUUCGUAAGGUGUCUUCACAAUUUCCCCAGUCAAAUCAAACGAAUGUUGGAAAUUUAACUUCUGCUUCUCUAAAUCAAUGUGAUCAAGAUGGUAAACAAGGAAACCUUCAAUCUGAGUUUGGUGCAAAUUGUGUGAAUGCACAAGGCUUCCGUUCUGAGGAAGAACAGCUUACAAAGGAACGUGCUAGCCAGCAACCUUCAUCAGAAAAUAUGAACCUUGUUCAGAAGAUGAAUGAAUCACAGGGAAAGGAACCCAUUGUAAGGACUUUAUCAGAUGGAUCUGCUGCAAAUUCUGUAUCAACGCAAAGAGAUAUUGAAGCCUUUGGCCGGUCUCUGAAACCAAAUAACUUGCUUCAGCAAAAUUAUUCAUUGUUGAACCAAAUGCAGGCCAUGAAGAGUGCAGACGACGAUCCAAGCACUAGGGUCUUGAAAAGAAUGAAAGGAUCAGAUAAUGGUCUAGGUGGUCAGCUUGUACCUCCUAUAGCUGGGCAAUCAAAUGAUCUCACUGCUGUCGUUGGAGAUGCAUUAGUUCCCCGGAAGACACUUCCUUCUGUAGAUCCUACCAUGCUAAGCUUCUCAGCACCUGAAAAUAGUAUGGAAAGGAAUCUUGCUUCUGAACAUGGUAAUAUAGCGUCUCAGAGUGUGCUUGCAUUUAGUCGAGAUGGUUCUCAGAGCAGUAAUAGUGCUGCCUCGACCAAAAUUGACCACUCUAAGAUCAGUCCCCAGAUGGCUCCUUCCUGGUUUAAUCAGUAUGGAACCUUCAAAAAUGGGCAGAUCUUGCCUAUGUAUGAUGCACGCAAACCUGUCAUUUUUAAGACUGGGGAACAGCCUUUCACUCUUGGAAAAUCUUCCAGUGGCUUGCACACCCUCAAUUCAAUGGAGCCAUCGAGUGCUGCUGCUGUGGAAACGAAUCAAGUUGGUAGCAUCAGGCAUACGGCAACCCCCUCACUAGCAGCUGAGUAUUUAUCUUCUCAUAUUUUGCCUUCCAUUGCCAGUGGUCAGCAUCCAGUAAUAUCGAAAACCAAGAAGCGCAAGAGUGCUACUUAUGAACUUAAUCCCUGGCACAAAGAAGUGUCACAAGGUUCCCGAUGUCUUAAAAAUAUCAGCAUGGCAGAGAUUGGGUGGGCUAAAGCAGCAAACCGACUUGUUGACAAGGUUGAAGAUGAUGUUGAAUUGAUGGAAGAUGGAUCACUGAUGCUUAAACCAAAAAGAAGGCUUAUCUUGACAGCACAACUUAUGCAAAAAUUACUUCGCCCUCCACCAGCAGCAAUACUGUCUCUGGAUGCUAAUUUAGAGUAUGAGAGUGUGGGUUACUCGAUUUCUAGAUUAGCAUUAGGUGAUGCAUGCAGUCUUGUCUCACUCGCAAAUGACAAGUCCAAUAUGCUACGUGAUAGCAUAAACAGGGAUAUUGAUGAAUGCAGAACAUCAGAAAGCGUUGAAGAUCAGCUUCUGUUGAAAGUCAUGGAUGAUUUCACAGCAAGAGCAAGAAGGCUUGAAGAUGAAUUUUUGCGGUUGGACAAGAGAGUGUCAGUUUUGGACUUGGUAGUGGAAUGUCAAGAUCUAGAGAAGUUCUCGGUGAUUAAUCGUUUUGCUAAAUUCCAUGGACGAGGGCAGGCUGACAAUAAUGAGGCUGCAUCUUCGUCUAAUGCAGCUGCUAAUACUCAGAAACCCCAUCCUCAGAGAUAUGUUACUGCUCUUCCUUUGCCUAGGAAUCUCCCCACCAGAGUACAAUGUUGUUCAUUAUGAUUAUUAAUUAAAAUUUCCCCUUUUUCUGGCUGUCUCCUCACAUCCUCGCAUCCUUGGUACAUUUCGUGCUGGCUGUACACUGGCACUUGCACCAACACAGAAAAAGACAAUGAGAUUGCUGAAAGGAAGAGUGAAAGUACUAAAUUUGUCUCUUUGAAUGCGAUGUCAUUAUUGCGCAAUGUAAGUUCAGCUCCUGUACAUCUCUCUGGAAUUUGAAAGGACUUGGGGUGCCCCAUGAUUUUUGGUGAAAGUGGGGAGUAUACAAUUGCAGCCUGAUACAUCAAAGAUAUGCAAAAGUAGUUAGGAUAUAUAUAACACAUAAUAUAUUUCUCGUAUCAACUUGUAGCGCAUGUUUAAUGGCUACUUCAGCAAGGGUCGAGGUUCUUUAAAUUGGAUUAUCUUAGGAAAUUUGUUUGCCUGCAUGUCCUUGACUUGGUGGGUAUUAUUUUGCUCUGAAUGUAUAUUUGCUUUACAUGUUUUUACUUUUUCCUUGUUAUUUUGGGUCAGAAAAAUGCUAAGUUUGAUGCAGUGUACUUUGUAUUGGAUGCUUCUGGUGUUGGAAGAAGUUAGCUGCGGUUCUAUUUAAGAGUUGAUUAAUUGACUCAAUUGACAAAUUUGGCAGUAGUGAAGAUUUGUGUCUAUUGUGAGGAUCUACAAAGCUGCUAUUUGAGGUGGGUUUGAGAUUGACAUCUGUCAUUUUAAGCUUGUGGCACAUAUAUGUUGUACUGAAUGUUGGCCAUCUAUUGUCUCCUGAUUACUUUGUGAA
This is a messenger RNA of Coffea eugenioides, 6507 nucleotides long. RefSeq lists its product as uncharacterized. The record is from RefSeq and is a predicted model, not a curated record. NCBI's taxonomy places the organism in Eukaryota, Viridiplantae, Streptophyta, Magnoliopsida, Gentianales, Rubiaceae. The transcript has 9 exons. Bases 375 to 5741 code for a protein of 1788 amino acids.